Messenger RNA from Opisthorchis viverrini, 180 nucleotides. RefSeq lists its product as hypothetical. The transcript is spliced from 2 exons. Bases 1 to 180 code for a protein of 59 amino acids. The record is from RefSeq and is a predicted model, not a curated record. NCBI's taxonomy places the organism in Eukaryota, Metazoa, Platyhelminthes, Trematoda, Opisthorchiida, Opisthorchiidae.
AUGACACCCGCUGGUGGAAUGAACGAUCUAAGUUUGAAACCUAAUGCCUUGAAGAAAAUCUUAGCGAAUCGUUUCAUUCGUCUGGAAACUGCACACAAGGUUGCUGAAAACUCUUCGACAGCCCAUGAUCAGUUUCGCCCUUCUUGGAGCUCAUCAGGUAGGCGCAGUCCCCGAGUUUAA